UCAUCCUUUCGCCGCCCCACCGUCCGCUAUAGUAUAUAUCCACGCUGCCCAUCCACCAGGCCACACAGCAUCGUCAGUGAAUCACCAUCACGCAUCAUGAAAGCCUACGUAGCGUGCAUAGCCCUUGCGCUGGUCGCGUGCGCCCGCGCCGAGCCCCCAUCCGGCUACAGCUACAGCCGCCCGUCCGGCGGUUUUAGCGGUGGCUUCAGCGGAGGCCUGAGCGGCGGUGGCGGCUACCGCGCCGUCUCCUCCGGCUACCAGACCUCCGAAGGACAACACGUCGACCCCGUGCUCCUCGAGCAAGUCCGCCAGAUCCUGCUUAAAGAAGAAGCCUCAGCUUCGUCCGGUUUCGGUGGUGGCAUCAGCGCUCCCUCUUCCUCAUACGGAGUACCCUCAUCUUCCUACGGCGUGCCAUCAUCCAGCUACGGAGUGCCCUCUGCCCGCGUUGUCGGCCUCACUCUUGAGGGAGUCCGUCAAGCCAUCCAGGUCGCGCAAUACGAGCAAUCCGCCUUCGGUGGUGGCCACGGAGGAUACCCCGCUCGCGUUCCCUCGGGAAGCUACGGCGCCCCCUACUAAGCUGAUUUGGAAAUCCGGACUGUCAAGCGAGUCCAGCAACUGCAAGCCCACGUUAACCGUCAACCGCAAUAUAUUUUAUCACGGCAACACUGGAUGUAGCUUCAAAUCAUAAGUUCGGAUGGUCGACGUUAUUCGGGUUCCUUUACGCCAUCUCUGGGGAUACCCGAAUGUUUUAAAAAAUCGGUCGGCAGCCACGUACAAUGUAGGUGAUGUCGGCAGUGGCCGUGCUAUCACCGCCUCCUCGGCCAACGCCUGCGACUGUGCACGCACUCGGGUGGGACUGCCCCAGCGGCCAGCCAGUCGCCAAUCUGACAGCUGUCACAACUGUCACUCUGACAACAACAACUGUCGCGUUGACAGAUUUGACAGACGUCAAAGCGAAGUGGCUCGCCGCUGGGUUUGACUCAUGUCUUGUAUAAAGUUUAAUAUAAGACUAGUUUAAUUUUUGUAUAUUAUAUUAAGUUUUGUUAAUGUUAUUAUUUACAAAAAAAUAAAUACAUUUGGACACCGUA
This is a messenger RNA of Manduca sexta (tobacco hornworm), 1088 nucleotides long. It is a transcript of the gene CPG20, whose product is annotated as prisilkin-39. The transcript is spliced from 2 exons. The coding region runs from base 97 to 576 and encodes 159 amino acids. The record is from RefSeq and is a predicted model, not a curated record. NCBI's taxonomy places the organism in Eukaryota, Metazoa, Arthropoda, Insecta, Lepidoptera, Sphingidae.